AUGAUUUUCCUCUUUCUAAGUUCAAGUUUUUGAAGCUCUUUCUCAAUCCAAGACAAAAAUCCAACUGUGAUUGAACAUCUCAGAAGGUUUCCUCGGUGGCUAUCGAAAAUCCAAUUGUGAUUGAGAGGAUCAGAUGUAAAAGUAAAUUCAAGAGAUUGAAGAGUUGAUUUUAUCUUCCAAAAACGCAAAAAGGGGUUCAAAUCAUUCAAUUGUUGAAUUUGUUGGAUUGUUGGUUGGAUUUGAAGUUGUUAUCAUGGCUCCUACUAGAAAGUUUAAGUCCGGGGCGCAGAAAAGAAAAGAGAAAGAGAGGAGAGAAGCUUUACGUAAAACUCAAGUUGGUUCUCUUAAUAAGUAUUUUAGUAGCAACAAAGAAGAGGCAUGUCAAGCUGUGAAUGAGAAUACAAGUGAGGAACCAGAGCAGGUGGUGAAUGAUCAUCAUAUUGAAGAGGCAGAAGAGCUAAAUCAAUCAGAGAAUGAGGAAAAUAAUGAAAUUCUCAAUGAAGAUGUUCACAAUGCAGAGCCAAAUCAGUCAGAGAAUGAGGAAAUUAAUGACAUUAUCAAUGAAGAUGUUCACACUACAAAUUCAACUGAGGAAAUUCUUUUUGACAUGGAUGAUCCACUGAAUUGGAACAGGACAGACCAAAAUAUUACAGAUUUCUUGGUUGAAAGAGGCCCAAAAAGAGACAAUAAUGUCAUCUUUCCGAGAGAUAAAUGUGACAGAUGUUUUUCCUCAAAGCAUUACUUCAGAGAAUUACCAAAUGGAGAGAAGCAAGAAAGAAAGUGGCUGGUAUAUUCGGUUUCUUUGGAUAAAGUUUUUUGCUUUUGUUGUAAAUUGUUUGCAAAGAAACAUCUUGUGGGGCAAUUAGCUGAUGAAGGUGUGAAUGAUUGGCACAAUAUUUCUGAUCGACUUAAAAGUCAUGAAAGAAGUAGGUAUCACAUUGGCUCAAUGACAAGUUGGAUGGAGUUGGCAAAAAGGCUGAAAUUGAAGUUAACAAUUGAUGCAAGUCUACAAGAACAAAUCAAUCAAGAAAAGGAACACUGGAAGCAAGUAUUAGAGAGAAUUCUUGCAGUUGUGAAAAGACUUGGGAAAAAUAAUUUAGCUUUUCGUGGAGAUAGUGAAAAGCUAUAUGAGGAGAACAAUGGCAUUUUCUUACAGAUGAUAGAACUGCUUGCUGAAUUUGAUUCGACUAUGCAAGAACAUGUUCGACGUAUUAAUAAACAUGAGGUUCAAUAUCAUUAUUUGAGUCACAAAAUUCAGAAUGAGAUGAUUCAAUUGUUGGCAGGGGAGGUGAAAAGCUCAAUUAUUAGUAGAAUCAAAGAAGCCAAAUAUUUUUCAGUUAUACUUGAUUGUACUCCAGAUGUAAGUAAUGAGGAACAGAUGUCUCUUGUAUUAAGAAGUGUCAAUGUUUCGGCUACUCCUAUUGUGGUUGAAGAAUAUUUUCUAGAAUUCUUAAAGGUAUCUGACACAUCAGGUCUUGGACUGCUUAAUGAACUUCUAACUGCAUUGAAGACUCUUGGACUUGAUGUUAAUGAUAUAAGAGGACAAGGGUAUGACAAUGGAUCCAACAUGAAAGGAAAAAACAAAGCUUCUACAAAGAGAUGGCAGGUUUUUACAGAGCAUGUGACAGGUCUUACCGUUAAGCCAUUAUCAGAAACUCGUUGGGAAAGUCGUGUGGAGAGUGUUAAAGCAAUAAGGUAUCAAGCUCCAGAAAUAAGAGAAGCUUUGAUCCACUUGGUGAAUGGUAAAGAAGAUGUCAAGACAAAAAGUGAUGCUGAGACUUUAGCAACAUAUAAUCUUCAGAAUUUUGAGUUCUUGUUCGGUAUGAUUAUAUGGUAUGAAUUGUUACAUGCUGUUAACAAUGUCAGCAAAGUUUUGCAAACUGAAGAUAUGCAUGUUGAUACUGCCAUCAAAGAAUUGGAACGUCUUCUUUCCUUUCUUCAAAAGUUUAGAGAAACUGGAUUUGAGGAGUCCUUGAUUGAAGCUAAAGAGAUUGCAAGUGAGAUGGGGAUUGAACCGGUAUUUAUGGAAAAACGGACAAUUCACAAAAAGAGACAAUUUGGUGAAAGCUCUAGCGAAGCGGUGACACAAUCAACUGCAGAAUCCUUUAAAGUCAACUAUUUUCUCUACAUAGUUGAUCAAGCUAUUUCUUCAUUCAAAACCAGGUUUGAGCAAUUUAAGACUUUUGAAGAGAAUUUUGGGCUUUUGUUUGAUUUGGACAAGUUAAGGUCUGCAGAUAGAGAUAGUUUGAAGAGUUUUUGUGCUAACCUUACAAAUUUAUUGAAGCAUGGCGAGAUUUCUGAUCUUAAUGAAGAUGAUCUAUAUCAUGACUUACGAAUGUUGAGUGAAGAUUUACCCAAUGAAACAAAAAGAGCUAUUGAUGUGUUGAAUUAUCUAAAAGAAGUUGAUGGCUGUUAUCCAAAUGCUUGGAUUGCUUAUAGGAUUUUGCUAACUAUACCAGUCACAGUUGCCUCUGCAGAAAGAAGUUUUUCAAAGUUGAAAUUGAUCAAAUCUUACCUUCGGUCUACUAUGUCACAAGAGAGAUUGAGUGGUUUGGCUAUGAUAUCUAUUGAAAAAGAUAUUGUUGGAAAACUUGAUUAUGUAAAUUUGAUUAGUACCUUUGCAUCUAAAAAUGCAAGACGAGUCAUAUUUCAGUGAUACUUUGAAAUUGGGAUAUUGUUUUCUUUUGUAAUGUU
Molecule: messenger RNA, 2694 nt
Organism: Rosa chinensis
Lineage: Eukaryota; Viridiplantae; Streptophyta; Magnoliopsida; Rosales; Rosaceae
Product: zinc finger MYM-type protein 1-like
Exons: 4
Coding region: 254-2656 (800 amino acids)
Molecular function (GO): protein dimerization activity
Source: RefSeq, a predicted model, not a curated record